AUGGCGGCGGCGGCGGUGGAGUCGUGCGAGGUGAAGACGGUGAAGUGCGCCGACAUUCCGCGCGACAUUGAAAACGCGACGGCGGACGGGGCGGCGGUGCCGCGCGCGGCGACGCCGCGCCGGCAGGCCGAGCUUUACCGAUUUCGCGCCGCCGACCUGCUGUACUACGCGUCCUCGGUCAGUUUAUUUUUCGCGGACGUAGCAACAGACAGCAUUGUAUGUGUGGAAUACCUUUUGCAAGGCCACUUAGCGUGGGGAUGCUUUGCAAUGGGUUUCACCGUCUUACCCGCUUGUGUUACCCAACUAUUUAGUUUGAGAUGGCAUCGCAGCGACGGUUCCCUGCGGACUGUUCACUGGUUGCUGCACUUCCUUCUACUCGGCUUUUUGCACAGGUACUUGACUUUGCUUUACACUGCGAUGCACUCUUUGAGAAAUAAGUCCGGCUUCAGCAGGGACAAGAAUUGGGUGUAUCGGCAGGAAAGUGACAUAUGUAUGUUGCACUUGUUUAAGUCGUUUAUGGGAGCUGCUCCGCAGUUGAUAUUGCAGCUGUAUGUCAUUGCGAUGCUAAACCACGCGCCGCUGUGGACGAGUACUUCCGCUGUAGCUUCUUUUUGUUCCUUGACGUGGGCCGUGAGUACGUACAUCAGAGCCAUGCACAAUAUCAAUCGCGAGCGCAGCAACGCGACCUGGGUCGCUCUCGCUCUUCAGGCUUGCUGGCGCGGCGGCAUGCUCGUGUCGAGAGUCGCAGUUCUGGUACUAGCGGCUAUCUUCCUAAGAACGUGGUUUUUUGUAUUUCUGGGUCUGCAUUGGCUGUUCAUGACAAUCUGGGUGAUUCUGCAGAAGACGGAGUUCUGCCCCACCGUGUGGGAGGAGCGCAUCUACAAUUGCGUGAUCGGACUGAUCUACUGCUUCGACUUCUUCAACCUACGCGACGGCAGAUCGCGCUACCGCGUGCUCGUCUUUUACUCGGUGAUCGCCGCGCAGAAUCUGACCUUCCUGAUCUUGUACACGUUGCACUUCAAGGACACCGUCGCGAGCGGCUACACGAUGAUCGCGAUCGCGACCGCAAUAGUGUGCUGCAUGCUCGUCGGUCUCGUGAGCAUGUCGCUGUAUUACGGCAAGUUUCAUCCGUCGAGAACAUCGGCGGCGAACAUCAGCCGGAGUAUCAGCGAGCACACGACGGCUACGAAGGUCGACAUGCCCAGAUCCUUCAAGCUGUUCCAUCGCGGUUCCUUGGCGUCGUUGCACCACUCCAUCGACAUCUCGCCGAGGGCCACCCAGGAGGUGCCCAUCGACAAGCAAUCCUUGCUCACGAAUAUCGUGCAGAUUUCCGACUGCGCGGAGGAGGGCAUUGUCAAUCGCAACUACAACUCGGAGAGCGAGUCCAGCGCGAGCGUCGUGCGCCUCUCCACCGAGUGCGAGAGGCCGCACAGUCGCGUCGGCGUCAAGCACAAGGAGGAGAUCGCGUCGGUCAACGACAAUCCGGACAGCGCGCUUACUACGAGCAGCGCGGCGCCGUUGUGCUCCCUGUACCCGGGCUUGCACGACGUCGACUCGUCGCGUAAACGCCGCGGCAUUUACGAGCACGACAUCACGUCGCAAUUGGACUGGCACGCGCCGGACAUACUGAACAUCGAUCUGGAUCAGCUCGGCAGUCGCGACAGCUCCGAGCGGAGCAGCUCCCUCACGCUGGACUCCUGCAGCAAGAUGAUCGGCGCGCUGGACGUUAUCAAGAACAGGGGAAAGCUGACGACCCCGACGCCGUUGGAGAGCAGCAGGAUAUUCGAUAUAGACAAGGUGUCGAAGGACCUGCAGCAGCAGCGGGACGAGACGAUGAGCUGCGUGACGUCGAUCCACGACUACGAGAACGUGUGCCCGCUGGGAGUCGCCCGGCCGCCCUGGUGCAUCCGCAGCUGGAGGGGCUACACGGACAUCGAGACGUACAUCCACGACGACAGCGUGGUGCGCGACCGGCGGCGGGACACCCUGACGAGCACGACCGGCACGACGGUCAGCUCGGAAUACUCGGACGGUAUGAUCUCGCGAGCGCUGUUGAAGCAGGACGAUUACGCGGACGCCCUGACGUACGACCUGGUGGAAUCCAAGGGCGACAAGUCGUCUUACAGCGACAGCAGCACGUUCUCCGCGUCCACCGUGGACGAGCAGAACGUCAGUCUGUACGUGGCCAAGCCGGUGGUGUUCGACGAUCGGGGCGGUAUGCUCGCGCUGGACACGAUAAUGGAGGAGCGCGACGACUUGUCGUCGUCGUCGUCGUCGGACGAGAAGUUUCAACACGGGACGGAGCAGUCGCGCGACUCCGCGUGCACCCUGGUGAGCACGAUAGACCAGAUCAGGCGGUACACGGCGGAGAACUCGCCGCGACACAUCUACCACACCACCGGGACGCAGUGGGAGGACCUGAAUCCCAGGAACUUGAUGGCGCGGGCGCACUUUGCCAAGGUGUUGUUCGACAACGAUCUCAGAAGCGCCUCGGCGACGACCGCCUCGAUCGAUCUGACCGCGCGGGACGUCGAGAAACGUGAGAUAGACGCGAUCCGGGAGUUCGUCCGAUGCUGCGCGAUAGAGUCCAUCAAGAAGACGCCCCUGAUAGAGGCUAUCCUGUCGGACUCGCCGAUUCUGGGCAGCAGGGCGAGCAAGUUCGUGCGGCAGGUUACGUUCGCGGAUUGCAGGCACGACUUCGACGCGAACGAGAGCGAUCUGUACGUCGAAAUGAGCCCCUUGGUGUCCGUCGAGAACGGCGAGAACCUGUGCCAGGCCAGGCCCGCCGACGCGAAGACGGACGCCGAGGAUGCGGACAGCGUCGCCAAGCGAAACAAUCUUCCCACGAUAUCGAAGAAAUCGCCGAACAAAGAGAAUCUCUCGCCAAUUCUGCUGUCGUCGAACAACAAUGGGCGGAUUAACAGUAUUCACGAUAACGGGGACAAUAAUGACAGGCACGCCUGGGCCAUAGAGAGAGACGACAGGAACGACAAGUCGCUGUGCAACAUGCGUUUCAAUCUGAAGGAGAAGAGACACUUAUUUCUAGAGCAGGUACUCUCGCCGGUUCCGAAACUCUGGAACAAACGUAUCUCCUUUCAUCCGAGCACCAAAAAUUUAUAGUAAAAACAAAUUCUUCCCCACCCCUUCGGGUUUUCUCACUCGCGUAUUUCAUCCCAGACAACGUAUAUAGCCCAAAAUCGGCACAUAAGACGUCUCAAAGCUGUCUACAAAAAACUUAACACUAGAACCGCGGCUGUGUAAUUUUGACUCAUCUGAUCAUUCUUUUUUUUUUCCAGUUAAUUCGGGUUUGCAAUUUAGAUUUUUGUGAUUUUAUAAAUAAUGAUCAUAAUUUUAAUUACACAAGUAAUUUGUCUCUUAUAGUGGCAGCCCUCCCUCGUAAAAAUCCAGAUUUAUCUUAAACCGCGGAUCAGUUUAGACCCACCAUUUGAUAACGAUGUGUUGAGACAUAGAUUACUUCCUGCAUCUAUGGCAUAUCAUCUACAUCGGUUUUUGUGUUUCACGGGCAAAUUUUGCACGGCACUAUUUGUGACAAUUGAACGACACGUUCCGUCCGCCGCGAGGGAGGGGAGUAGUAUACUUGGUACGAUAAUGUUAAAUUACGUUCAAACUCACGCGUGGAUGGCACGUACACUUCUUGCUUUUAUUUCACUACGUGUGCGUAACACUAUCGUUGAUUAUGGCCAUGCGUAGACUAAAUUGGUUUAAUUAUUAGUACUGUAUUUUAAUAUUGUAGUGAUAAGAGUGUAUUAUUUAGUCACCACUUUGUCCACCUAUCCAAAAAUCACAAAAGAGUAAUAUGAGUCAUAAGUCAUCGCAAUUUUAGGGAAGACCAUAGUUCAGUUUUAAAGACAUCUUUGUGAGAGAUAUCUAAAAUACGUCUAGAAGAUCAUAAAGAUCAUCAGAAUCUUAUAUCCCGAUUUUGAACUUCACAUUAUUUGGGGCCACCGAAAAUAAUCUAUUCGAAACUCAUUUUUUAAUAUCGAAUAUUUUUAUUACGUAUUUACGGCGAAUUUCCCUAUGUAUUGAAGCAUGUUUACAGCGAAAAUUAAUUGAUUCACGUUUUACAACUGAACGUGAAACAACUCACUUUCAUCGAGCCAAAAAUUUGAGCGACAGAUGACAAAGGACUUAUCGAUUUUUUUGUUAAUAUACUCGGCACUGUUUGUCUUUCAUUACGAAUUAACUGAGCGGCAGUUCAGUUUUAUUUUGCUCAAGUGUGUAUUUCUCAUUUAUUUUUUUAUAUUUAGGAAAUUACUCUUUAGAAGUUUUAGGACUUUUCCCUCGUAUUGAAAGCCCUCGUAUAUAAAAAAUGAGAUCACAUUAGAAAUUGAUCUUAACCCAUUAUAGUAUUGAAUACCUUUUUUACGAAAAUAUUACAUUGUUAUCGCGCAUACAUAUCUGAUAAAGUAAAUCAGGAGGAUAAUAAUUACGAUGGAAUAUGGUUGAAAGACACACACCACAGUACAAAUAUACCGCAAUAUAUACAGGAUGUCCCAGAGAAGUCGUAUGUCCUUUCACCGACGAAUUCUGGGAAGCAUUCUAAGCGAACGGACAAUACGACUUUUUUUUAGGACACCCCGUUCAACAUCACUCGUUAAUUAGGCACAUACAUCUUGAUUUUUACCCAUGACUUUAUAAGCUGCGUCGCGCUCGACUUUACAUAAAAUAACGUAAAGUGAACGCGACGUAAGCGUGUGAUAACGCACCGUCCGAUUGUUACAAGACAAAGCUAUAUAUAUAUAACGACUUAAGUCUUAGUAUUGCGCAUUUGCGAUUAUUGUAUAUAUAAAAUAUGUCUUAUUUUUUACGUCUCGUACCGAGAUUAUUUUUGUACGCAAUUUUUAUACUAUGUACAAUAAAGAGACUUUGUGUAACAAAGGAUCACUCAAACAUCCUGGUCGCGAUCAUA
This is a messenger RNA of Wasmannia auropunctata (little fire ant), 4930 nucleotides long. RefSeq lists its product as uncharacterized. The transcript has 6 exons. Bases 1 to 3120 code for a protein of 1039 amino acids. Lineage: Eukaryota; Metazoa; Arthropoda; Insecta; Hymenoptera; Formicidae. Gene Ontology annotation, cellular component: plasma membrane. The record is from RefSeq and is a predicted model, not a curated record. Gene Ontology annotation, biological process: engulfment of apoptotic cell; apoptotic process involved in development; phosphatidylserine exposure on apoptotic cell surface.